AUCUUUCGGGCAGCAUACGACAGAGCAACGAAGCUUGCUUUUCCAGUAAUGUGCAAUUAAGUAAGCUUUCUCAGUUUAUUCCGUUACCGUUUUUGAACAUUGUCUAGGCCGGACCCGACUGUAUCAUCUAAUGAUUGUGGGUGUGUUUUUGUUCAACUCGGUGUUUUUUCUUUUUCGUGUUCGCUGAUUUUUAUUUUCAUCUCGUGUUGAUGGUAACAAGCUCCGUCUCACGAGGCUUUGGAUCACGCCGCCUUUGUUUUCGACGCAAUCCGAAACAUGCUCGACCCCCCUUCACAGCAGAAAAUCUCGGGCGUCCCAGAGCACCGGCUCCCCGCGAUGCUAAAUGAGACCGCGCACAAAGUCAUUCUGCGCCAAAACGUGGACCCCGGGGCGGAUGGGUUUUGCUUCGAGGAUGGGUUGGCAAACAGCGGCUGGCACAGUGCAGCUUCGGCUGCAUUUGGCCGAGGAUCGUCCAAGGAAAACGCGAUGACGGACUGGAUGCACGUCUUUCCGGCAGACGAGGUUCUUGGAAGUUCUUCUACCUCCGCGAUUGCUGCACCGCCAGGCAGUAGAUCUGCACAUCACCAAAGAACCUUCUAUGAGGUCAUUCCCCCGGAAUACCGCCCACCGUACCCGAGAAGAACUUGUGGUGUUUCCGGCCAGGUCGACGUAAACCGGAAGAAAAUGGGUUACUGUGCCUACUGGAAAUUCGCUUUCAGUGGCGCGGUUCCGCCACUGAUGGUGAGUCAAAAAUUGCAGCCGAUGGCCCCGCAAGGUCGUGCAGAGCAGGGUAGCUACGCGGGUGCUGGUGUAGUGGGAAAGCAGCAGUCGGAAGUCGGUGAAGAUCUCGGAUCGUUUAAUAUUCCGCAAAAGCCAGGUGCUUUCGGGAGAGCCGGGGUUGACACAGUAACGUCAAAAAAUCAGGGGUACUAUGAUUUUCCUCAGGAGCAAGCAGGGGGAUCGUCUUCUUCCUCCAACGGAGCGUCCUACCAGCAGCAGCACCACCAGCAGCAGCUCGGCAUGCCAACCUUGGCGGAUAUGAAAAACGGAAUUGGGGCGGCUCCCCCACUGUCAACCCAAGGAGUACAACCACCCGGCUACGCGAAUCGGCCCUUACCGAGAUUGCCGCAGCAACUUGAGAAUAUCAUUCCCGAAGCCGAUUGGCGGGCGUUCGUGUUUGAAGUUGCGAAGUUUUACCAGGACAGGCCAGUUUGCCUGCCGCUGCCAAAGGUGCUGUUCGAAAAUUGCCUGCGUUCGUGGGGCGCAGACCCUGACGCCGACGAGGACCAGGAGAGGCUCGAGUUUUUCUGCAAUUGUUCCGAUUUUCUUUGCUGCCUCUCGGCCGGGAUUUUGUCCCCCUUCUGCUUCAUCAUCGCGCAUGAGCAGAAGAAGACGUCGCUGGAACGGCAAGAAGCGCGGUUUUUCCAGCAGAAGGCGUUUGAAUUCCAGACCAAGUACAAUGUGAUUUUGCAAGUGUGCAAGUUGGACGAAAUCGAGAACGGGCGUCCGAAUUUUCAGGACAGCUGCUUCGGGUCGGUGCUGACUUGUGGCAUGAUCCGCAGACACAGUUUCCAGGUCCGAUGGAUCCAGUUGCUGACCGCGCUGCCAGUACGGGUGGAACGCGUAGACACCCUGAUGUUGCCGCCGAACCAGGCACAGAUGCUUGCUUCCAAUAGUUGUGCUGGAGGUAGUGCUGGUGCUGUUUCUUUGUUCGGGGGAGGUACUUCUACUGGCGCUGCUGUAAGUGCGACUGCGUCGGUUCCGUGGCAAACUUUAUCCCUCGUUGAUAACCAACGAGCGGAAACUCUCGGGAGCACGACGGUCGGAGUGCCGGUGUUCAAUCAACAGCAGGCACAGGCUGUCCCCUCAAUGGGUGCUGCUGGCUCAACAUCAUCUUCCUUACCGCCAUAUACGACAGCAGCUACAAGCGGCGUGCCAUUCCAUAAGCAGUGA
Molecule: messenger RNA, 1953 nt
Organism: Amoebophrya sp. A120
Lineage: Eukaryota; Dinophyceae; Syndiniales; Amoebophryaceae
Source: the annotation of a GenBank genome assembly